AUAUCAUGACUGAACUAAUUGAAACAGAAAGGCUGUAUGUUGAGGAGCUGCAAAGCAUCAUGGAGGGUUAUUUUGCAGAGCUGAAUAACUCUGAGCUUAGCCACCUCAUGCCACCAUCACUGGAGAACAAAAGAGAUGUGCUGUUUGGAAACCUGCCGGAGAUAUAUGAAUUUCACAACAAGACAUUUCUCAUGGAGCUGGAGAACUGUGCAGAGAAACCAGAGCUGGUUGGAACCUGUUUUCUGAAAAGAAAAGAAGAGCUUCAGGUGUAUGAAAAGUAUUGUCAGAAUAAACCACGCUCUGAAAUCAUCUGGAGGCAGUGUGGGGACAGCCUGUUUUUUCAGGAAUGCCAGAAGAAGCUGGAUCACAAACUGUCUCUGGAUGCCUACCUGCUGAAGCCUGUCCAGAGGAUCACCAAAUACCAACUCAUGCUGAAGGAGAUGUUAAAAUGCAGUAACGGUGAGGGGAUGGCUGAGUUGGAGGAGGCUUUAGCCACCAUGCUGGACAUCAUUAAGUCUGUCAAUGACUCCAUGCACCAGAUAGCAAUCACUGGCUUUGAG
Pundamilia nyererei is the source of this 560-nucleotide messenger RNA. Its product is annotated as guanine nucleotide exchange factor DBS-like. The annotation marks the transcript as partial. Gene Ontology annotation, molecular function: guanyl-nucleotide exchange factor activity. The record is from RefSeq and is a predicted model, not a curated record. Gene Ontology annotation, biological process: intracellular signal transduction. Lineage: Eukaryota; Metazoa; Chordata; Actinopteri; Cichliformes; Cichlidae. The transcript is spliced from 6 exons. Gene Ontology annotation, cellular component: cytoplasm.